CGAUCACCAUCCAGUGCAACAGCCACAUCAGAGCUCUAGCUACUCUUGCAAAAUCCCAAGUCAAAAAAGUACCACCAUGAACUUCUACAAGAUCUUCGUUUUCAUCGCCCUCAUUCUGGCCAUCGCCAUUGGGCAAUCCGAAGCUGGUUGGCUGAAGAAAAUUGGCAAGAAAAUUGAACGCGUUGGCCAGCACACCCGGGAUGCCACAAUCCAGGGACUGGGAAUCGCUCAACAGGCCGCCAAUGUGGCAGCCACCGCCCGAGGUUGACCACGUUGGCUAUCUAAUAGAUAUUUUAAAAAUCGUAUUUAUUUUAUGCAUCUAAGUAAAUAAAACAUUUAAAAAAACA
Drosophila erecta is the source of this 347-nucleotide messenger RNA. Its product is annotated as cecropin-A2. Gene Ontology annotation, biological process: antibacterial humoral response; defense response to Gram-negative bacterium; defense response to Gram-positive bacterium. Lineage: Eukaryota; Metazoa; Arthropoda; Insecta; Diptera; Drosophilidae. The record is from RefSeq and is a predicted model, not a curated record. The transcript has 2 exons. Bases 77 to 268 code for a protein of 63 amino acids. Gene Ontology annotation, cellular component: extracellular region.